AUGGCAUAUUACCAGCAACAGGUCAACAAUCCUCAAAAUUUACAAUUCUACCAACCCAGCUAUUCUAGUAGUUAUGCACAGCUGCCUCAAGCUGGAGGAAAUAUGGGACCUACGUCGUCUUUGGGGGCGAUGGAUACAGGAUUUGGAUCUAACAUCGAUAUAAGUGGACCCAUGGCAGGCCAGUUGUCCCAUGGUUUAUUAGCUGCAUUUGGUACUUCGGGCUAUCCAGGAGAGCCACCCCUUCUCGAAGAAUUGGGUAUAAACUUCCAACACAUUAAAGCAAAAACUCAAGCAGUUCUCAAUCCUUUUAAUAAGAACAUUACCUCCGAUAUAAUGGCAGACUCUGAUCUCGCUGGCCCAAUUUUGUUUGUUUUACUUUUUGGAACUCUAUUACUAUUGGCAGGGAAAGUACAAUUUGGCUAUAUAUAUGGUGUUGGCUUGUUCGGCGUUGUCAGUCUCCAUUAUUUAUUCAAGUUCAUGAGUAAUGAUAUUCAGAUUGAUAUUAUCAGAUCUGCUUCAGUAAUUGGAUAUUGUUUAUUACCUUUAGUUUUACUAAGUGUCGUUGGUGUUCUCACCUCUUUGGACAACACUAUCGGUUACAUAUUAAGUGCCAUUGCAGUAUUUUGGUGUACCUAUUCUGCUUCUGGAUUCUUUGUUAUCGUUUUGAAAUUGCAUAAUGUUAGACUUUUGAUUGCCUACCCAUUGGGAUUGUUCUACAGUGUCUUUGCAUUGAUGGCAAUCUUCAUGGAGAAGCCUGAUUUAUAG
Priceomyces carsonii is the source of this 765-nucleotide messenger RNA. It is a transcript of the gene TIP1, whose product is annotated as transporter. Bases 1 to 765 code for a protein of 254 amino acids. Lineage: Eukaryota; Fungi; Ascomycota; Pichiomycetes; Serinales; Debaryomycetaceae. The transcript has a single exon. Gene Ontology annotation, cellular component: trans-Golgi network; membrane. Gene Ontology annotation, biological process: endoplasmic reticulum to Golgi vesicle-mediated transport; vesicle fusion with Golgi apparatus. The record is from RefSeq and is a predicted model, not a curated record.